Molecule: messenger RNA, 228 nt
Organism: Penicillium vulpinum
Lineage: Eukaryota; Fungi; Ascomycota; Eurotiomycetes; Eurotiales; Aspergillaceae
Exons: 1
Coding region: 1-228 (75 amino acids)
Source: RefSeq, a predicted model, not a curated record
AUGCCCUUUGCCGUCACUGGAAGACUUGCACAGUUCGCUUGGCAUCUGGCAGCCAAGUUCCACAGCGUACUCGGUCUGGAAAGAGAAAACAUGCGUGCGAUCGUUGCACAAAGCGCAAACGUGCCUGUAACCAAGGGAACCCUUGUGCUGAGUGUGCUCUUCAAGACUCCAAAUGCACAUACCUUCAGAAGAAGCAGAGAUAUUCGCAAAUAUCUGAGAGCGGAAUAA